Molecule: messenger RNA, 1168 nt
Organism: Malurus melanocephalus (red-backed fairy wren)
Lineage: Eukaryota; Metazoa; Chordata; Aves; Passeriformes; Maluridae
Gene: SDSL
Product: serine dehydratase like
Exons: 9
Coding region: 159-1142 (327 amino acids)
Biological process (GO): L-serine catabolic process; L-threonine catabolic process
Molecular function (GO): threonine deaminase activity; L-serine ammonia-lyase activity; pyridoxal phosphate binding
Source: RefSeq, a predicted model, not a curated record
ACCUUCUGCGGCUGCGGGGCUGGGAGCCAGGCCUGGACCUUCCUCCCGAUCCCACCUUCCUCCUCCUCGCUGCUGCGCAGCCCCUCGGAGCAGAGAGCCUGCGGUGRGUGAGGACGCGCAGCGAGGUCCCGAGGGACUCCAGCACCCGUGGUCAGGCCAUGGCAGCGCAGCCAGUCGGGGGCCAGAAGCCCUUCCACGUCGUCUCGCCCGUCCUGGAGAGCCUGCCCCUCUCCAAGGCCGUGGGCACCAAGGUCUUCAUGAAGCUGGAGAACGUCCAGCCCUCGGGCUCCUUCAAGAUCCGGGGCAUCGGGCACCUCUGCCAGGAUGCUGCCAGGAAGGGCUGCCGCCACUUCGUCUGCUCCUCAGGGGGGAACGCGGGUCUGGCAGCGGCGUAUGCGGCCAAGCAGCUGGGGCUGCCCAUCACCGUGGUGGUCCCCAGCAGCAGCGGCCCCACCGCCGUGCGCAAACUGGAGGAACUGGGGGCCAAAGUCGAGGUCUACGGCAAGGUGUGGGACGAUGCCAACAGCAGAGCCCAGGAGCUGGUUAAGACAGAGGGCUGGGUCAGCAUCCACCCGUUCGACCACCCCUUGGUGUGGGAGGGACACGCCAGCCUGGUCCGGGAGCUGAAGGACUCUCUGGAGGCCAAACCAGGCGCCGUGGUGGUGGCGGUGGGUGGCGGGGGGCUGCUGGCCGGUGUGGUGGCCGGCCUGCACCAGGUGGGCUGGCAGGACGUGCCCAUCAUCGCCGCCGAGACGCAGGGAGCUCACAGCUUCCACGAGGCGCUCAAAGCCGGCCGGCUCGUCACCCUGCCCGACAUCACCAGCGUGGCCAAGUGCCUGGGAGCCAAGACGGUGGCGGCGAGAGCGCUGGAGUGCGCCCGGGAGUGCCGGGUGAUCUCGCAGGUGGUGGAGGACACGGAGGCGGUGCGGGCCGUGGAGCGGUUCCUGGAUGACGAGCGGAUGCUGGUGCAGCCGGCGUGCGGGGCUGCUCUGGCCGUGCUCUACUCGGGGMGGCUGCAGCGGCUGCAGAGCGAGGGGCGGCUGCCGGCCCCGCUGGCCUCCGUGGUGGUCGUGGUGUGCGGCGGCAGCAACAUCCACACGGCCCAGCUGCGGGCCCUGAAGAGCCAGCUGGGCAUGGAGUGACRCCGUGGGAUGUGACAGASCCUGGC